CAGAGAGAAAGUAGGUAUAUAAGGAAGGACAAAAAUACAAAAAUGAUACAACAUUAUGGAGUUUUCUGCCACAGUGAUCUUGGCAGGGCUAAUCUUAGCUCUGCUGUGGCUGUUUAGUGUAAAAAGAAGGAAGUAUCGCCUGCCUCCAGGACCUGCUCCACUUCCUCUUCUAGGAAACCUGCCACAAAUAGACAAAAAUGCACCUUUUAAAAGCAUUCUUAAGUUCAGUGAAAACUAUGGUCCUGUGAUGACACUGUACAUGGGCUGGCAGCGGACAGUGGUUCUGGUGGGGUAUGAUGCUGUGAAAGAAGCCUUGGUGGAUCAGGCAGAUGACUUCACAGGCAGAAUGCCCAUACCAUUCCUGUUAAAAGCUACCAAGGGCUAUGGUUUAACAAUCAGUAAUGGGGAGCGCUGGCGCCAGCUGCGACGCUUCACACUCACGACCCUGAGAGACUUUGGGAUGGGACGCAAGGGGAUGGAAGAAUGGAUCCAAGAAGUCAGCGAACACUUGAGGGCUCACAUACGUACAUUUAAAGGUAAACCAUUUGACCCCCAGUUUUUCUUAAGCAGCACUGUUUCUAAUGUGAUCUGCUGCCUGGUUUUUGGGGAACGUUUCAGUUUUCAAGACAAGCAGUUCCUGCACCUUCUGACCAUCAUGUCUAAGAUCGCAUGGUUCAACAGUAGUCCUCUUGGUCAGAUGCACAACAUCUUUCCCUGGCUCAUGGAGCAUCUUCCUGGCUACCACCAAACUAUUUUUGGGGAUGUAGAGGAGGCCAGAGAUUUUAUCGAGAGGAAAAUCCAAGAGCACAAAGAGACACUGGACCCCAGCUCCCCCAGAGACUACAUUGACUGCUUUCUCAUCAGAGUUAAUCAGGAAAAGAACAAUCCCUCAAGUGAGUUCAACUACGACAACUUGGUUUCUACUGUACUGAACCUGUUUUUUGCUGGAACAGAGACCACCAGCUCCACCCUGAGAUAUGCUCUCACUGUGCUGGUUAAAUACCCCAAAAUACAGGAGAAAAUGCAGCAAGAGAUUGACACUGUAAUUGGAAAAGAUCGUUGUCCCAGGAUGGACGACAGGAAGUCCCUCCCAUUUUCAGAUGCUGUCAUCCAUGAGGUGCAGCGUUUUCUUGACAUUGUCCCCUUCAGUGUACCUCACUACGCACUGAAUGACAUAUCCUUCAAGGGUUAUACAAUCCCAAAGGACACUGUAAUUAUUCCUCUCUUGCACUCUGUGCUGAAAGAGGAAAAGCAAUGGGCCACUCCCAGGUUCUUCAAUCCCCAGCACUUCCUGGACCAUAACGGCAACUUCAAGAAAAAUCCUGCAUUCAUGCCAUUUGCUGCAGGGAAGAGAGCGUGUGUUGGCGAGUCUCUUGCUCGUAUGGAGCUUUUUAUCUUCUUAGUCUCACUGCUGCAGGAUUUCAGCUUUUCCUGUGAAGGAGGCCCUGACAGUGUAGACCUCGAGCCAGAGUACAGCAGCUUUGCCAAUUUACCUCGAACUUAUCAACUCAUAGCCACAGCACGUUAAAAAGAGAGUCACUCAAUCUGUCAUCAUUUGAAGCACUAUGACUGACAUGGAUCUCUACAACAUGCUGUAUUGCAUUAACGUGGUGCAGUAGCAUUAAAUGCACAAUUAAAAGUAGAGUUAAAUGAAUGUGCAAUCAAUCUUUUCUGUUAUGUCUGUGAUACAGAACAAAAGACAUUAAACCCCAAGAAAAUGCUUUGGAGUAAUAGUAGUCUUUUAGACUCUUUUGUUUUGUCA
Oreochromis niloticus (Nile tilapia) is the source of this 1762-nucleotide messenger RNA. Its product is annotated as cytochrome P450 2G1. Gene Ontology annotation, molecular function: oxidoreductase activity, acting on paired donors, with incorporation or reduction of molecular oxygen, reduced flavin or flavoprotein as one donor, and incorporation of one atom of oxygen; heme binding; iron ion binding. The transcript has 9 exons. Gene Ontology annotation, biological process: xenobiotic metabolic process. Gene Ontology annotation, cellular component: intracellular membrane-bounded organelle; cytoplasm. The record is from RefSeq and is a predicted model, not a curated record. NCBI's taxonomy places the organism in Eukaryota, Metazoa, Chordata, Actinopteri, Cichliformes, Cichlidae. The coding region runs from base 56 to 1528 and encodes 490 amino acids.